Molecule: messenger RNA, 3668 nt
Organism: Lotus japonicus
Lineage: Eukaryota; Viridiplantae; Streptophyta; Magnoliopsida; Fabales; Fabaceae
Exons: 4
Coding region: 741-3668 (975 amino acids)
Biological process (GO): protein folding; DNA integration
Molecular function (GO): nucleic acid binding; RNA-DNA hybrid ribonuclease activity
Source: RefSeq, a predicted model, not a curated record
UCAGGGUUAACAAUUAUGUCACGAAGAAAGUAUUUUUAGACCAGGGGUCUUCGGCGGAUAUCAUUUAUGGAGAUGCCUUUGAUCGCCUGGGGCUAAAAGAGUCAGACUUGAGGCUGUAUAAAGGAACCUUGGUAGGGUUUACAGGGGACCGUGUCACUGUUCGAGGAUAUGUGGAAAUACCAACUGCUUUUGGCGAAGGAGAGUUUGUAAAGAAAUUUCAAGUGAAGUACUUAGUCCUGGCGUGCAGAGCCAACUACAAUGUACUCUUGGGACGUGACACCCUCAACAAGCUAUGUGCGGUCAUUUCGACAGCUCAUUUGACUGUUAAAUAUCCAGCCUGCAAUGGAAAGGUUGGGGUAUUACAUGUGGACCAAAAUGCAGCAAGAGAAUGUUAUCUAAGAAGUGUGGCGCUUUAUGGGCGUAAGGCCGCCAAAGAAAGUCACAGAAUCACAGAAAUCUUUCCGCAAGAGGGGUUCAGUUUGGAUCCAAGAGACGAUGCUGAUGAUUUCCGCCCACAACCUCUGGAAGAAACCAAGCAAGUGCAAAUUAAGGAUAAAAUUUUAAAGAUUGGCAGCAGUUUGACAAAGGAGCAAGAGGAAAGGUUGAUCACCCUGCUGGGUGAUAAUUUGGAUCUCUUUGCAUGGACCAUCAAUGAUGUACCAGGGAUUGACCCCAAUGUGAUCACUCACAAAUUGGCUAUUCGACCAGGGGCGACCCCAGUCAUCCAGCCAAGGCGGAGAAUGAGUGAUGAAAAGAAUAAGGCAGUACAAUUAGAGACCGAGAAACUAAUCAAGGCCCGCUUCAUCCGUGAGGUGCAGUACCCGACAUGGCUCGCCAAUGUUGUGAUGGUCAAGAAAUCCAAUGGGAAGUGGCGAAUGUGCACGGACUACACAAGCUUGAACAAAGUGUGUCCUAAAGAUUCAUAUCCACUUCCCAAUGUCGAUAAGCUUGUGGAUGGAGCGUCGGGGAAUGAACUUUUAAGUCUCAUGGAUGCUUAUUCGGGCUACAAUCAAAUCACGAUGCAUCCAUCGGAUGAAGAGAGUACAUCAUUUAUGACCAAUCAGGCGAAUUACUGUUACAAGACAAUGCCUUUUGGAUUGAAGAAUGCAGGAGCUACGUACCAACGGCUCAUGGAUAAAAUCUUUUCAAAACAAGUGGGCAGGAAUAUGGAGGUAUAUGUGGACGACAUGAUCGUAAAGUCCGCCAGGGCCAGUGAUCAUGGCGGCGAUCUUAAGGAAGCGUUUACUCAAUUAAGAACAUAUCAAAUGAAGUUGAAUCCUGAGAAGUGUUCUUUUGGGAUCCAGGGAGGAAAGUUCUUGGGAUUCAUGUUGACAUUGAGAGGAAUAGAAGUGAAUCCUGAUAAGGGAAGGGCGAUCUUAGAGAUGAAAAGCCCAACAAGUGUCAAGGAAGUUCAGCGUUUGACAGGACGAAUGGCCGCCUUGUCACGUUUCUUGCCAAUGGCGGGUGACAAAGCGGCCCCAUUCUUCACAUGCUUAAAAAAGAAUUCAAAGUUUCAGUGGACAGAGGAAUGCGAACAAGCUUUUACCAAAUUAAAGGAAUCAUUGGCCACAUUGCCAGUACUUUCCAGGCCAACACCAGACUUUCCAUUAGUGCUCUAUCUAGCAGUUACUAACAAGGCGGUGAGUACAGUGUUGCUCCAAGAAGAGGGCGGAAAAAAGCAGAAAGUUAUAUAUUUCGUGAGCCAUACUUUACAGGGGGCAGAGUUGCGGUACCAAAAAAUUGAAAAGGCUGCAUUGGCGAUUUUGAAAACUGCGAGGCGCCUUAGGCCUUAUUUCCAAAGUUUCCAAGUUAAAGUUAAAACUGAUGUCCCCUUAAGACAAGUACUUCAGAAGCCCGAUUUGUCAGGACGAUUGGUUAGCUGGUCAGUGGAAUUGUCAGAAUAUGAUAUACAAUAUGAGCCAAGGGGCCAAGUCACAGUUCAAAGUUUGAUCGACUUCGUGGCGGAAUUAACACCCACGGAAGGCGAGAAGACUCGAGGAGAAUGGGUCCUAUCUGUGGAUGGAUCCUCUAAUAAGACUGGAAGUGGGGCUGGGAUAACAAUUGAAAGUCCAGACAAAAUGAUCAUUGAACAGUCUCUAAAGUUCGAGUUCAAGGCGAGCAACAAUCAAUCUGAGUAUGAGGCUUUGAUUGCCGGCUUAAGGCUAGCCAUUGAGCUGGGGGUACAAAAGUUAUUUAUCAAGGGAGAUUCGCAGUUAGUGGUUAAACAGGUGAAAGACGAGUACCAAGUAAAGGAUCCGCAACUUUCCAAAUACUUGGAAGUGGUACACAGAUUGAUGAUGGAGGUCAAAGAAAUUAAGAUAGAACAUGUCCCGAGGGGCCAAAAUGAGAGGGCCGAUGUGUUAGCAAAAUUGGCGAGCACAGGGAGAUUGGGCAGUUACCAAACAGUCAUUCAGGAAACCCUGCCUCGCCCGAGCAUUGAUUUGGUAGAAAUAAAGUUGAAAGCAGUCAAUUCAGUAAUUGAAGGCGAGCCUUCUUGGAUGGAGUCAAUCAAAAUCUUCCUAGAAAACCCUCCAAAGGAUGACGAUGUGAACACAAGAGCGAAACGAAGGGAAGCCAGUUUUUACACAGUGGUGGAUGGUGAGUUGUAUCGGCGGGGAAUUAUGUCCCCUAUGCUCAAAUGCGUUGACACCAAGAACGCCCAUGGAAUAAUGGCGGAAGUCCAUGAAGGUGUUUGUUCAAGCCAUAUAGGCGGGAAAUCCUUGGCGGUGAAAAUUGUGAGAGCUGGAUUUUAUUGGCCGACAAUGAAGAAGGACUGUCUUGAGUAUGUUAUGAAAUGUGAAAAAUGCCAAGUCUUCUCUGACUUGCACAAGGCUCCGCCAGAAGAGUUAACAACCAUGAUGGCGCCUUGGCCAUUUGCUAUGUGGGGGGUAGACAUUUUGGGACCAUUCCCAGUAGCGAAGGCACAAAUGAAAUAUAUCAUCGUGGCGGUUGAUUACUUCACUAAGUGGAUAGAAGCCGAGGCAGUGGCAACAAUCACGGCCGCCAAGGUCAGGAGCUUCUUGUGGCGAAGGAUUGUUUAUAGAUUUGGGGUCCCCAUGACAUUAGUAAUGGAUAACGGAACACAAUUCACAAGUAGUGUUACCCGGGAAUUUUGUACAGAAAUGGGAAUCGAGAUGCGAUUUGCCUCUGUAGAACAUCCACAAACCAAUGGGCAGGCUGAAUCGGCUAACAAGGUUAUCCUGAAAGGUUUAAAGAAGAAACUGGAUGAAUUGCAAAAGGGGUUUUGUGGUUUUGUGUAUAUUUUGAUCGAUUUAGGGUUGGAAUUUGUCGAAAAAUUGGAAAUUUUGUUAGUUUGUGGGAAGAAUUUGUGGUGGGUUUUGUUCAAGGAGUUGGCACAAGCUUAUGAGGUUCUGAAUGACCCUGAGAAGCGUGAGAUAUAUGAUCAUUAUGGUGAAGAUGCACUUAAGGAAGGAAUGGGAGGUGGAGGAGGUGGCCGCCAUGACCCGUUUGACAUAUUCUCAUCUUUCUUUGGUGGGAGUCCCUUUUCAUCUGGUGGUGGUGGUAGUCGAGGGCGGAGGCAGAGAUGUGGAGAAGAUGUUGUUUACCCUCUUAAGGUCUCUCUGGAGGACCUUUACCUUGGGGCAGCUAAGAAGCUUUCCCUCUCCAGAAAUGUCUUAUGCUCCAAGUGCAAUGGGUGGGUGUUAUAA